Python bivittatus (Burmese python) is the source of this 2734-nucleotide messenger RNA. The record is from RefSeq and is a predicted model, not a curated record. Lineage: Eukaryota; Metazoa; Chordata; Lepidosauria; Squamata; Pythonidae.
UGGAAUCGCAAGGAGUUCGGACAGCUGAGCUGCGAGUCCGUCAUGUGGCGAAGAAUUAUAGACAGAGCGUGGGACUUCCCCCUGGAGUAUUUGCGGGGACCGUGCCACCCUUUGGGGAGGAUCUUUCCGAAAAGCUACGACCGAAGAGGCGUAGUAACGAUCUCGGGCACUCCCACGGCAGGCUUGGCAGAUCAGCCCGCGAAAAUUACGAUUGAAGGACUCGCGCCUUUGCAGGGGGUGACGCUCCGGGCGCUCGUGGCGAACGAGCAGGGCACCCUCUUUGACUCCUGCGCACAUUACCAAGCGGACGGGCAGGGGGGAAUAGACCUGUCCAAAGAUGUGUCUAAGGGGGGAGACUAUGUCGGGGUUGAGCCCAUGGGGCUAUUUUGGAGCCUCUCCCCCGCUGCCAUAGAGAAACCUUACCAAGGGCUGGAGCCCGGGCACGUGGAGCGUCCCGUGAAAGUGGCGAUUACGGUACAUCAGGAAUACAGCCAGCCCGGGGCUAUCCCCGGACAGGUGCUUGCCCAAACGAGCGUGGAAAGGUGGUUCACUCUUCCUGACGUGAGAAGGAUUAGGUUGAAGGAAGGUGCGGUAAGAGGCAGCUUGUUCCUUCCCUCAGGAAAUGGCCCAUUUCCAGGUGUGAUAGACAUGUUUGGUGAUGAAGGUGGGUUAAUCGAAUUCCGAUCCAGCCUUCUGGCAACCCAUGGCUUUGCUGCUCUUUCCUUGCCAUAUUUUAAUUUUGAGGAUCUCCCAAAAGUCAUGGAUGAUUUCCACCUUGAAUAUUUUGAAGAGGCAGCCAGAUUUUUGCUGCGCCAUCCAAAGGUUAAAAAGCCAGGAAUUGGUGUUAUUGGAACUGGGAAAGGAGGAGAACUGGCUUUGUCAAUGAUGACCUUCCUUCCAGAAGUGGUGGCUGCGGUCUGCAUUUCUGGCUGCAGCUCCAUCACCGCCAGCGCCCUUCAUUAUGGAAAACUGACCCUGCCUGGGCUUUGCUUUAAUAUGAGCAGGAUCAAGAUUUCGGACAAUGGAGUAUUUGAUAUUUACGAAGCUUUGGAUGACCCAAGGGAUCCAGCCAAUUCACAGUGCCGUAUCCCCAUAGAAAAGGCAGAAGGCCAUUUCCUUUUUGUGGUUGGAGAGGAUGAUCGCCAUUGGAAGAGCUCCUUGUAUGCUGAAAUAGCUACUGCGUGUCUACGCCAGCAUAGGAAAGACAAUUUUAAACUCUUGAGUUACCCUGGAGCAGGCCAUCAAAUUAAUCCAUCUUUUUCUCCUGUUUGCCUGGUAGCUUUAGAUCGUGUUCUAGGGGUGCCUAUUCUGAGCGGUGGAAAGAAUAGAGCUCAUGCCCAUGCCCAAGAACAUUCCUGGGGGAAGAUACUUGAGUUCCUAAAUUUGCACUUGAGAUGAGAUGAGCAAGCAGAUGGUUGAACACUGAAACAAAAUGAGAGGAAAAAGUUCCAGAGAAAACUAAGAAAUAGUCAGGCACUGAGCAAAUAGGAUGGGCAGAGAUAAUGUAUAAAAUAUAUGCCUAUUCUGGUUAAAUUAUCAACAAUAUGGAUAACAAGAUAAGAUUAGUUCAGAUGGAGUGGCCAAAAGUAUAUUUUUUAGAAAUCUAGAGUACUGGAAUGAAGAAUGGUUUUGUUUAAAUUAAUGUUCAUGGAGUUGCAAAUGCUAGUUAACUCCUAAAGCACUGCAACAAAUCAAAUACAGCCAGCUGCACCAACUAUAGCUUCUGCCAUUUUAAGAUCAUAUAUACAGAAUAUAAUUACUUUCUGCCUUCUGGGAAUUUUAUGUCUGGAGUAUAACUUCAGCACACAUAGCCAGUACUGUAUUCUUACUUGAAUAGAGAGAACUCUUGGAGAGAGAGAAAUAAGAAGUAGGUACUGACUUACAAUGAUGUGUGAGGCCACCUGCAAAAUCUGUUAACCAAUUCAACAUGAAAGGUGGCACAUUUCUGUUUAGCUGUUAUACAAAAUAUAGUGGCUUUUACAACACAGAUACCUGUUUUGCAUACACACCAAGACAAGGUUUGUUUAACUACAUUAUAGCUUAUGUGUGAAUCCAGCCAAAAUAAAUCUUGUCAAAACUGCCAAAAUCUUUAGCCAGAAUCAGAUUUUUUUAAAAUUACUAAAUAAUACAAAGUGUAUUACAGAUUCAAAUUUUUACUAAGACUGAAUUUGUAAUUUAUCUAAAAUGUAUUUCCAAAAUAUAAAAACCAGCCAAUUAAAACAUUUAGAGUAUCAGUUCUUAUGGCUUGUCACCAGGAGCUCACUAAUACAACACUCUAAAGACUAUAAAUGUAUUUUAAAUGCUGAGGACAUAGGUACUACCUAAACUGACAUUCAUAAUGGUUCUAAGAGAGAACAAAUUGUCACAUAUUUAAUAUUUAGUAUGAAGUAUUACUGAUGUUAUCAUGUUCUUAAAAGUACAUUUUAUUGCAAUUUUUUCAAGCACUAUACUUUGUAAAAUUGCAUCUGUGAAGCAUGUGUUUCUUGAGUCUCAUGUAUCUAUGCAAGCACACAAGCAGACACUCUUUUCUUUUGCAGUUAGUAAGUAGGACCUGAAAGCAGAAGAGAUCAUUUAGUUUCCCAAAGGAAGAUUUUUCCCAUAGGAAAAGGGCUGCUGAGCUGACAAAAAUGAUGAGACUUAAAAAACAAAAAAAUAUGGUGGGUAGGAGGACUUCUAGUAGUGGAAGGCUAUGUGAUAAUUGGCAACACAAAAUGGAUCUAGACAUCAUGGACUG